Molecule: messenger RNA, 1104 nt
Organism: Gavialis gangeticus (Gharial)
Lineage: Eukaryota; Metazoa; Chordata; Crocodylia; Gavialidae
Gene: ITGB1BP1
Product: integrin subunit beta 1 binding protein 1
Exons: 8
Coding region: 98-700 (200 amino acids)
Biological process (GO): negative regulation of focal adhesion assembly; negative regulation of substrate adhesion-dependent cell spreading
Cellular component (GO): lamellipodium; ruffle; cell periphery
Molecular function (GO): integrin binding
Source: RefSeq, a predicted model, not a curated record
CGCGGGCUGGGAGCAGCGACCUAGGCCCAGGCCCGGCGCUGCCCCCUGCCGCCGGGAUGAGGCCGGGGAAUUGUCUUUGAUCUAAUUAUGGUGAAAAAUGUUCAGGAAAGGGAAAAAACGACACAGCAGCAGCAGCUCACAAAGUAGUGAAAUCAGCACCAAGAGUAAGUCCGUAGACUCCAGUCUUGGUGGACUUUCCAGAUCUAGUACUGUUGCCAGUCUAGAUACAGACUCCACUAAAAGUUCAGGACAAAGCAACAGUAAUUCAGAUACCUGUGCAGAAUUUAGAGUUAAGUAUGUUGGUGCCAUUGAAAAACUGAAACUUGAGGAGAGCAAAAAUCUGGAAGGGCCCCUGGACUUGAUAAAUUACAUAGAUGUUGCACAGCAAGAUGGAAAGUUACCUUUUGUUCCCAGUGAAGAGGAAUUUAUUAUGGGAGUUUCCAAAUAUGGUAUUAAAGUCUCAACAUCAGAUCAGUAUGAUGUGUUACAUAGACAUGCUCUGUAUUUAAUUGUGAGGAUGGUCUGCUAUGAUGAUGGUCUUGGAGCAGGCAAGAGUUUAUUGGCUUUGAAGACAACAGAUGCAAGUUAUGAAGAAUUCAGUCUCUGGUUAUACCAGUGUAAUAGUCUGGAACAAGCACAAGCCCUCUGCAAGGUAUUGUCAACAGCCUUUGACUCUGUUUUAACAUCAGAGAAGUCUUGAAUUUCUUCAGCUCUGUCAUAUGGGAUGGUUCAAGAAUGCUUUGUACUGAGGAGAAGGGCAGCCCCCUUUUGUGACAAAACCGACUAAAUCAAGCUUUUCAGAAUGGAACAGGUGUGAACUCUCUCACUGCUUGGACAGGAUCAUUAACACUGCACCAAGGAGAACCACACAAUUUUGUAUAUAUAAAAGUUUCUUAUGUUGGUCUGCAGCCAUUAGAAAAUGACAGCUCAAGUCUGACUUACCUAAAGAAGUCAUUUCAGGGUUCAGACGUCAUCUUCCAGCUCAUAAAUUUAUGAAUAAUGCUGGCUUUUUUUUCUAAUUGUGAAGCUUGUACCACAAAUAGUAUUUUGUACAGGAAUGUAAAAUAAAAGUUUGACAUUGUCUUCUAACUGCUGCAUGCAAAA